This is a messenger RNA of Toxoplasma gondii ME49, 1815 nucleotides long. RefSeq names its product calcium-dependent protein kinase CDPK2B (gene CDPK2B). The record is from RefSeq and is a predicted model, not a curated record. Gene Ontology annotation, cellular component: nucleus; cytoplasm. The coding region runs from base 1 to 1815 and encodes 604 amino acids. Lineage: Eukaryota; Apicomplexa; Conoidasida; Eucoccidiorida; Sarcocystidae. Gene Ontology annotation, molecular function: calcium-dependent protein serine/threonine kinase activity; calmodulin binding; ATP binding. Gene Ontology annotation, biological process: intracellular signal transduction; protein autophosphorylation; peptidyl-serine phosphorylation. The transcript is spliced from 9 exons.
AUGCAUAACUUUCCGCACUGCUUCUGUCCGCCGAGGUCCCACCAACACGCAGUGCCUACAGAAAGCGAUAGCGGACCUCUGCUUGCACAACAAGAGAGUGGAAGUAGGCACAGGCAUGGAAAUUUUCGGUAUCGGGACACUGACGCAGCCGGCUAUGGACGCGAUGGCGGUGGCCGUGGUCAUGGUGAUGGCACGGGAGCACAUCAAGGCUUCGCCAGUGAUUCUCCCGACCAUCAAUGUGGGGAAGUUGCACCCAGAGGUGUGUUGGGUCCCGACGGCCUUCCUUGUUCUGGGAGUAGCGGGCCUGCCUCCCCUACGAACGCAGGAAAAUUCCGCAGAGAGGGGUUCAUUCUGUCGUACAGUGGGCCACUCACGGACUACUACGAUGUCGAAACCAAGAAACUGGGACAGGGAACUUACGGUAGCGUCUGCCGCGCUGUCAACAAGGCAACUAAAAAUGUCAGGGCAGUGAAGACAAUCCCAAAGGCGAAAGUGAAAAAUAUCAAGCGAUUCAAACAGGAAAUUGCUAUCAUGAAGUGCCUGGAUCACCCCAACAUCAUCAAACUGUAUGAGACAUUCGAAGAUCACAAGAACAUCUAUCUUGUUCUUGAACUUUGCAAAGGAGGAGAACUGUUUGAUCGCAUCAUUGAAGAGGGCUAUUUCAGUGAAAUGUACGCCGGCACGUUAAUGCGCCAGGCAUUUGCGGCUCUAUAUUACAUACAUCAGCACGGCAUAGCACACCGAGAUCUCAAACCAGAGAACUUCUUGUUCGCCGACAAGAGCAAGGAAGCACCACUCAAGAUUAUCGAUUUCGGUCUGGCGGCUCGGGCCGGACCAACAACAGUUCUCGCGACGAAGGCCGGCACGCCUUAUUACGUGGCACCGCAGGUGCUGCAGGGCAAGUAUACGUACAAGUGCGACAUCUGGUCGGCAGGCGUAAUCAUGUACAUCUUGCUAUGUGGCUACCCUCCUUUUCACGGAGACAACGACGCUGAGAUCCUCGCAAAAGUCAAGAGCGGCAAGUUCUCGUUCAACGAACAGGACUGGAAGAACGUCAGCGUGGAAGCAAAAGAUCUUAUACGAAAGCUCCUCACUUACGAUCCGGCCCAGAGAUUGACCGCCGAGCAAGCUCUUGCCCAUCCUUGGAUCAAGCAUUACGCCACAAAAGCAAACCCUGUAGCGGAUGCGCCUUUAAACAGCAAAAUAUUGGAUAACUUCAGGGCCUUUCGAGCAGUGUCGAAGUUGAAAAAAGCCGCGCUUACUGUAAUUGCUCAACAGAUGAACGAGGGACAGAUAAAAGCGCUCAAAAAUAUUUUCCUUGCGCUUGAUGAAGACGGUGAUGGAACUCUCACAAUUAACGAGAUUAGAGUGGGACUCAGCAAGAGCGGACUGAAAGAGAUGCCGUCAGAUCUCGACGCCCUCAUGAACGAAGUGGAUAGUGACGGCUCUGGAGUGAUUGACUACACGGAGUUCAUCGCUGCUUCUCUUGACAAAAGACAAUAUAUACAGGAAGAUGUCUGUUGGGCAGCCUUCAGAGUCUUCGAUCUUGAUAACAACGGCCGGAUAUCGGCAGAUGAGCUCGCGCAGUUGCUCGUAAGCGUAGACGUACAAAACAUGUUUCCACAGCGAGAAGGGUUGGGACAGCCAGGAGCUGAGGGCAAACUGACGGCGGAGGAGAAGAAAGGCGCGCGAGAACAAUAUAAACUCAACGUGUUAGAAAUGAAGGGACUUAUCAAGGAAGUGGACAGGAAUGGAGACGGCGAAAUUGACUUUGAUGAGUUCAUGGAAAUGAUGCGUAAAGGAGAUCCUGCGUAA